AUGUCAGAAUUUGCACCUAUUUCUAUCUAUUUAGUGAUUAGUCCGCUAGUUUCUUUGAUCCUACUUGGUCUUCCUUUUCCAUUUGCUUCCAAUAGUUCGACCUAUCCAGAAAAAUUGUCGGCCUACGAAUGUGGUUUCGAUCCUUUCGGUGAUGCCAGAAGUCGUUUCGAUAUAAGAUUUUAUCUUGUUUCAAUUUUAUUUAUUAUCCCUGAUCCGGAAGUAACCUUUUCCUUUCCUUGGGCAGUACCUCCCAACAAGAUUGAUCUCUUUGGAUUUUGGUCCAUGAUGGCCUUUUUAUUGAUUUUGACGAUUGGAUCUUUUUAUGAAUGGAAAAGGGGUGCUUCGGAUCGGGAGUAAUCACUAGUUUUAGGGCGAAAAUCGGGGGGAAGGACAAAGGAAAGAGCGAUGCCUACAUUAAAUCAAUUGAUUCGUCAUGGUAGAGAAGAAAAACGGCGCACGGACCGUACUCGAGCUUCGGAUCAAUGUCCCCAGAAGCAAGGAGUAUGCCCGCGUGUUUUAACGAGAACACCGAAAAAACCUAAUUCAGCUCUACGUAAGAUAGCUAAAGUACGGUUGAGCAAUCGACAUGAUAUAUUUGCUUAUAUUCCAGGCGAAGGUCAUAAUUCGCAGGAACAUUCUAUGGUCUUAAUAAGAGGAGGCAGAGUGAAAGAUUUGCCAGGUGUGAAAUCCCAUUGUAUUCGAGGAGUCAAGGAUUUGCUGGGAAUUCCGGAUCGAAGAAGAGGCAGAUCAAAA
Gossypium arboreum is the source of this 753-nucleotide messenger RNA. Its product is annotated as NADH-ubiquinone oxidoreductase chain 3. The coding region runs from base 1 to 357 and encodes 118 amino acids. Gene Ontology annotation, molecular function: NADH dehydrogenase (ubiquinone) activity. Lineage: Eukaryota; Viridiplantae; Streptophyta; Magnoliopsida; Malvales; Malvaceae. The record is from RefSeq and is a predicted model, not a curated record. The transcript has a single exon. Gene Ontology annotation, cellular component: NADH dehydrogenase complex.